Messenger RNA from Tigriopus californicus, 4806 nucleotides. RefSeq lists its product as uncharacterized. The coding region runs from base 337 to 4734 and encodes 1465 amino acids. The transcript is spliced from 2 exons. Lineage: Eukaryota; Metazoa; Arthropoda; Copepoda; Harpacticoida; Harpacticidae. The record is from RefSeq and is a predicted model, not a curated record.
CUGCCAUAGCCCCAUGCAUAGGCUAUCCAUGGCUUGUUGACAGACAAUAAAGGAGGAAAUCAUCGUCCCAUUUGGAUGUGGUGGUCUUGUCACCGUUGCGCACCGUCCCAAGCACACGCCAAGAAACACCGCCGCACACAGCCAUGUCAAUCCAAGGGCGGAUGCGUACCACUCAAGUGUGGACCUGACCAUGACCUGACCAUGACCUGACCCGACAGCAUCCCAAAUCAAGGACCCCUUGUCGUAGUCCCCGCACGGCUAUCCGUCAGUCGGCCAGUCCACCCGUCUUAAGAGGCCACACGCCCAGUAAGUAAAGGCCUCAAUCUCACGGGCAGCAUGUCCGAGGACGUAAGCUGGAGCGCUGCGGCUCAAGAGCCGUUCACUUGCCAAGUGUCGGAUUGGAUUCGCCGCUUGGAUUCCAUCGGCGUGUUCACCCAGGGACACGCCGGACCUUGUGCCAGUGAGUCCAAUGGAGUCGCCUUGCAUCGGUUGAACGAGCUCACCCAAGCCAUUGAAUUGGGAGGCCUGCCCGGCGGUUCGGAAGCGAGGAUCCAGAUGCGGGUGUUGAUUCUAAAACGGCUCCGUGUGCCCAAUGAUCAGGUGGCCGACUUGGCGCACGAGAAUUGGACGAUUUGCCACCGCCAUGUGCGCGCCUUAACCGCCGAGUAUCCCAUGACCAGCUUGUGUUUCGCGUGCCAACGCCCCGGAGACUCGGAAGGCCCGGGUAGCGUGAUUGAGCCGUUGAUGCAGGAUGCCUUGGCUUCGAUUUCGAACCAAGCGGUCACAGGCCAACCCGUGUGCGGCCCUUGUCAAAUGAAGUUGAGUUCGCUUUUGGAUUCCAUCAUUGCUAGCGGGACCUGCUUACCCGUGGAUCUCUUUCGACAAUGCUUGAUCGAUCAAAAGCUGUUUCCCACUCAGUCCCCGCUAACUGCAAGUACGCUUACCCGCAUGGUUCAUGGGCCUCCGUUGGGGGACCUUGACAUGCUCCGGAAUCUCGUUUGGACCACGAUUUCGUUCAGCGAGGCUUUUGCUCUGACCUCUAGUCGUGUCCCCACUCUCAGAUGGAUGAGUCGGAACCGUGGUUUCAGUUCGGCCAACGCAUGGGCGUGGUUUGAUCUCACGGUUCGCGAGUGUUUGGAGCUAUUUCUAACGUGGAAAUCUACCCCUCGGCGAUUCCUGCGGGAAACCCUGAUAGAACAUUAUAGACGUGCAGGUGUAAUCCAAGAUUGGUCAGAGCACCGCAUAUGCGCUCAAUUGUGUCUGGGCAUUUUUGAGAAGGUAGAAAAUCUGUACGUGAUGAGCGUGGACAAUGAAAAAAAGACGGGGUUUUGGUCCAAGAUGAAAAUAUUCCUUUCGUUGAGGUUAGCUCAGGUGAUUUAUGUUCCCAAGGACGCCGAGGAGUCGGAUUCUCUCAUGAGCGUGAUUUAUCAAGAAGACCGUGACGAUUCUCGUCCAACCACGUUGUGCCUUUCCUGUCCGGAUUUGGAGUGUCAGAGUUGUCGAGAGCUGGUAGAACGACCCUAUUUCUCCGCUCAUCGGCGCAUUAGUAAUCCCCCUCCAGAAGAGGACACCCGUCUUUCUGUUUUUUUCACGUGCCAGUUCAACCCAACCGAGCCCAACUUGAUCUCUCAGUCUGGUCGGAUUCCGUCACUAAGACUAUUGGCCGUCGGACUCAAUCAAAAGACAAAACCCAAAGUCAGUCCCAAGAUGCAGCAACAAGUGACCAUUGCAUUGGUUCUCGAUUUUUUCUUGACUUACUCAGCCAAUGAGCCGAAAAAGCGAUCAUCCCAUCAAUGUCAUCUGCUCUACAUGGACUUUCGAUACCGGCAACUGUUUUGCAGUACUUCUAAGGAGAGGUUCCUCGACAAAGUGAUUUCGGUUCGAGCGCGGAUCGAACAACUAACCAAGGUGUCUCAAAACGGAACCGCUCAAACCAUUGAGGGUGUAGCAAAGAAACUCCGCAAAUUACUUUUGACGCCCUUUUCCUGUAGUGAGCCUAUUGAUGAGCCAAGCCGUCAAGGGUUCCUAAUAUCCACGCUCCCUUCACUCGGUUUGUCCUUCUCCGCUAACGGUUUUCUGAAGACUGAAUACCUGUGCUGUUCAUGUGCAACUUUGGCUUGCACUGGGACGUGUUUGAUUCCAUUAGUGCCUUUAAAUGCAACUUUAACUUGUUGCGACAGAAAUCAACCGCCAUUAAUUCCAAUUCAUGUGUCAAAAAUGGAACCAUUGCUGAACAAGCGGUCAAAUCCGAAUGAAACGUCCCAUGAGACAGAGAAAGUUAUGUUACACAAUCAUGUGAUUUCUAAUGGUGCAAAUAAUCAGAGACCCUCGUUCUACUCUCGGUCUGCCGAGCUUGUCCAAAUGUACCUGAAUCCUUGCGAUUUGAAUGGAAUCCUGGAGUAUCUUAAUUGUCAGCCUCUCGAGGAUUCGGUAUCAUGGCAAGUGUCGAGGAUCACCGAUGAUGAGAUAUUGUUUCAACGUAAGGACAAAGAAGUGCGAGCCGAACUUCAAAAUAUUGAAAGUUCAUAUACCAAAUGUUGCUUCCGCGGAAACGCCUUGAGUGCUUUCGAGGACGAAAUUCUUCCCUCUCUGCUUAAAGUCACCUCUAGCUACUUAGUGAGUGAUGGAGAUUUGGAAUUAUUCAAACAUAUCCCGAAUCAUGUUAAACAGACCUAUCCUACACUCACCAAUGGCCAUUACCCAAAAAUGGAGACUCAAGAUCACUUCGUCUCGGAGGAGGAUGUCAAAAUUGAAACCCUUGAUUUCCAUUCCAUGGUGGAAGAUCAUCUCUCAUUAGGAGAUCUCACCGACCAACUGAUUCCGGAGAACACGGACGAUCCAGGAUUUAGGCUGAGCGUAUCACCUAAUCCCAAAAACCACACACCUUUUGAAGACGGGUUUUCUCGUGGCUGUGACACACCUCCGCCGCCUUUGGAAGAUUCGAUUGCACAUCAUUCUUUUCUGGGGAAGUUAGAAGAGUGGCAUGAAAAUUGCGAUGAUCACCCGCAAGACAAUAGGUUAAAUCAAUGUCCAAAAGGAGAACAACUUAUGCUAGUUGUGCCUCCAAUCAUGAAGAAACCCAAAGUCGAGCCUGUUGUGUCCAUACAUUCGUCAACAGAUUCCGUCAAGAUGAACGACCAAGUCGUUAAUUUUACGCUCAGUAAAACGGAUAAUAAAAAGGCGAUCGGACAGCACGCAGUGGUGUGCAAGAUCGGUCGUUUUGCCUGUCCCAUUUGCGGGACCAUCUACAGAUUGAAUCAGCCGUACGGGAAGCACGUGGCCAAUCGAGAUUGCACGAAAACCAAGCAUGAGAAACGAACGCCCUCUCGGGAUGAAUUCACUCUCCUGUACGUGAUGAUCCAUCCUGGGCGAGAGGGCACCGACAGCACAAUUGGCUACGGCAGAGUUCCGAGCCUUCGAUUGCUUUGUCGCGGGAUUCAAAUGAACAGUCCAUGCAUCCCGCCAAGUCGGUUGCCGCCAUUGACCAACAAAGAGUGCCUUGAGAUCAAUUUUUCUCUUAAACGAAGCGAUAAAGCCUUCGAGAGAGAGGAGAGAUGGAAAUACCUCACUCAGCGCCAUAUCUUCCAUCACAUUGGAAAUUGUGUCAUGUUCCUGAAUUUGGGGAACAACGUGCUCAAAGUGGUUGACAUGCUGGAGAAAAAAAUCAAGGCCGCAAAGGCCAAAUCUAACCUACCCCUUGUUCAGCAAUGGAACGACAAGUUGACCACAUAUCUGGGCAUUCCUUUUCACGAUAACUUAAAUAUAGCCAAGGUGGGAAAAUUUAAGGCGUACGAGUACCCGUCUUUCGAGGGAGCAUCCGUCAAGGUGCUGUGUUUGAACUGUCCUCAAAACGAUUGCUAUGGCUGUGCUGAGAUGGGCUCAGGUAGAACGGCGACGUCAAAAAAGACCAGCACACAACCGGGAGCAAAUAAGAAAAAGAAGAAGAAGCUGGUCUUGAAAAGAGGCAAUAAACACCAAAGAGACUAUUACGCAGCCGUGGGCGUAUGGAAGACCAAGGCCAAGCUCAAGGAGGCGCGCCAGUCUGUGGGUCAGGUCCUAGGUUAUAGACGCGUCGCUACCUACUCCGAGGUCAUUAAUCACGAACUGAAACUCCGGGCAGCUCUACAAGGUGGCUGUGGGCCGUCGAACGUUCCAAAGUCUCUUUUGGCCGCCUCUACCACCACCUCUGCUAAGCCUGGUCCGAAGUCGAAGAAGACCAGAACGAAUAAAGUUCGGUCCAAACCCUCCCUUGGUGGAUCACCGGCAUCUGUGACAAACGGAGGUGGUUCUGUCCUUGCACCUCCUGACGGGCAUGGGCAUGAGGUGUCGAUUAUAAACUCCUUAUCGAAUGACGAUCGUCAAGAAAAGCGACAAUCUCAACGUCAUAAUCAAUAUGAACAGGACCCGGAACAACACAUUCAGGGACUGGACCAACAUAUUUAUGGGCACCACAAUCAUCAAUAUGAGUAUGCCUCUGAUAAUGGGACAGACGAUUAUUCUCAUGUUUUCAUGGAACAAGCCCCUCCCCUUAUGUCACAUCCUUCUUCAAACCUUUCCAACGAGCUCCAUCGAACGAAUUCCCUCAAUGCAUCCAACCAACAGAGCUCAAUAUCGCAUAAUCACGUUAUGCCAUCUUGGAUGUCAUCAUCUCCGUAUAAUGACCACUUUGAGCAACCUGAAACCAGAUUUCAAAAUGUGGGAAUGGACACGAAUGAAUGCAUUUUACCGGAUUAGUGAAGCAGAUUCCAUCCAGUUUUCGUGACUAUUUCCAGUCAGUUUUCUAUCAAUAAAUAUGAAAACACUUAA